AUGUAUUAUCUCCUGUUCAGUUUCACGCAACUCCUCGUCCGCGCGGCGUCCAACACCAUCCGUGAGAAACCCGACUGGUGGAUCAAACUCAACAACCCUGAGAUCGUCGCCAAAUGGCGUCAGGAAUUCUUGGAUACCAACGCAGGGCGCGAGUUGCGGUUCCAGAUGACAGAUAAGCAGAUUGAUUAUUUAGUGAAGGAGUUGCAGUGGUAUGCGGAAAGGCGUCAGGAGCAGGUUGAUUUGAAGAGAGAAGGACAGGGGAAGGAGGGGGAGGUAGUAAUUGAUGUGGGAAUUGAGGGGACGAGGAGGGCGGAUGGGUUGGUUCCGGAGGAGCUGAAGAGUCGGUUGGUCAAGUGUGUCAGGAAACUGGAGGAUGUUCCUGAUGAGAAGAAGGAUUGGCACCCUGGUUCCAACAACAAAGUCUUGGAUCUCGUUCAUCCUUCCUUGUUCCCCUUUGUUGCUGGUCGGACCCGAGUCAUGGACAAGGAUGCCAUCCCAGCACUGGAGUCUAUCGGACAAGGGGAACCUAAAGACGUCCCACCCAAGCCCAACAAGCACCGGGAUAUGUAUUACUCUAAAAAAUUCCAGUGGCUCUCUACCGACUUUGAUGUCACCCCCGAGGGCAAAACCAAGGCCAAGACGUACAUCAACAACUUGCACCCAGUCGAACACAAGGAGAUGUACCCGGUUCUGGAGGAGAUUCUGGACAAGUUUUUGCCAUUGUUUGAGGAGGUCUUGGGGGAGAUGGAGGUUGAAGGAAAAAACAAGCGGUUCAAGGUCAACCCCUAUGAAUGGCACGAAGAGAUGCCUGAUUUCGGCGACGAUAAUGAGGCUCGUUGGGCGUAUGAGAAGGUCCGUAUCCCCAAGCCCCUCGAGAUCCCAGAGUUCACACCACCCGAAGAAAUCCCCAAGUACGACCUCAAGAACACCGGCAAGCCCCUCCAAGUCAUCGUGAAGCUUGCCAACAUCGAGUUGACACCCGACAACCCCAAGUACGAAGGCGGUACCUGGCACGUCGAGGGCAUGGCAAACGAUAACAUUGCCGCCACCGGGAUUUACUACUACCACUCCGACAACAUCUCCGAGUCGCGUCUCAACUUCCGGAUCCAGGUACACGAGCCUGAAUACGAUCAGUACGACGACAGCGGAGUCUUGCACAUGUACGAUCUCGAAAACGAAGGUCCCCUUGUCCAACCCCUUGACGGAAUCAUCACAAAACAAGACCGGUGCCUCGUCUUCCCGAACAUUUACCAACACGAAGUCCAGCCCUUUGAACUCCAAGACCCCACCCGUCCCGGAACACGCAAGAUUCUGGUCUUCUUCCUCGUUAACCCAGAAGAACCUACGCUCUCGACAACUCGUGUACCCCCACAACAAAAGGAAUGGGUUCAACAUCGUGUGGCCUUUGAGCAUUCAGUGCAGGACAAGUUGCCGACAGAGUUGCUGGACGAGAUCUAUUCGAUGGUCGAUUGGCCGAUGGAUCUGGAGGAGGCCAAGACGCUCCGGGAGGAACUGAUGAAUGAACGCAAGUACCUUGUCAAGAAUCUCACGGCUGAUGUUUUUGAGCGACCCUUUUAUCUCUCUGAGCAUUAA
Linnemannia hyalina is the source of this 1593-nucleotide messenger RNA. The record is from the annotation of a GenBank genome assembly. NCBI's taxonomy places the organism in Eukaryota, Fungi, Mortierellomycota, Mortierellomycetes, Mortierellales, Mortierellaceae.